Molecule: messenger RNA, 930 nt
Organism: Trichosurus vulpecula (common brushtail)
Lineage: Eukaryota; Metazoa; Chordata; Mammalia; Diprotodontia; Phalangeridae
Product: probable dimethyladenosine transferase
Exons: 1
Coding region: 1-930 (309 amino acids)
Biological process (GO): rRNA methylation
Cellular component (GO): mitochondrial matrix
Molecular function (GO): rRNA (adenine-N6,N6-)-dimethyltransferase activity
Source: RefSeq, a predicted model, not a curated record
AUGUCGAAGGCAAAGUCGGUGACCAGCAGCUGGUGCUGGGAGCAGCGGGAGCAAAAGAGUGCUGGCGGUGUCAUGUUUAAUACUGGACUUGGACAGCAUAUUUUGAAAAAUCCUCUCAUUAUUAAUAGCAUCAUUGAUAAGGCUGCCUUAAGACCAACAGAUGUGGUCCUAGAAGUUGGUCCUGGAACUGGAAACAUGACUGUGAAACUACUAGAAAAAGCUAAAAAGGUUGUUGCCUGUGAACUUGACCCAAGGCUAGUAGCUGAACUUCACAAAAGAGUUCAGGGAACGCCCCAGGCAAGCGAACUUCAAGUAAUGGUUGGUGAUGUGUUGAAAACCGACUUGCCAUUCUUUGAUGCAUGUGUGGCAAAUUUGCCUUAUCAGAUCUCUUCCCCAUUUGUCUUCAAGCUGUUGCUGCAUAGACCUUUUUUUAGGUGUGCUAUACUUAUGUUCCAGAGAGAAUUUGCUCUCUGUUUGGUUGCAAAACCAGGAGACAAGCUAUACUGCAGACUUUCCAUUAAUACCCAGUUAUUAGCACGAGUGGAUCAUCUGAUGAAAGCUGGGAAGAAUAACUUCAGACCUCCACCAAAAGUUGAGUCAAGUGUGGUAAGGAUAGAACCUAAGAACCCACCACCACCUAUCAAUUUCCAGGAAUGGGAUGGUCUAGUGAGGAUAACAUUUGUGAGGAAAAACAAGACCCUGUCUGCUGUGUUUAAGUCGAGUGCUGUGCAACAGCUUUUGCAAAAAAAUUACCGAAUUCACUGUUCAGUCCAUACUAUUGCAAUACCAGAAGAUUUCAACAUUGCAGAUAAAAUACAGAAAAUCCUAAUGGAUACAGGUUUUAGUGACAAACGGGCCCGUUCCAUGGACAUAGAUGACUUCAUUAGAUUGCUACAUGGAUUCAAUGUAGAAGGCAUCCAUUUUUCUUAG